This is a messenger RNA of Phaeodactylum tricornutum CCAP 1055/1, 1182 nucleotides long. RefSeq lists its product with no specific name. The transcript has a single exon. Gene Ontology annotation, molecular function: protein binding. Lineage: Eukaryota; Bacillariophyta; Bacillariophyceae; Surirellales; Neidiaceae. The coding region runs from base 1 to 1182 and encodes 393 amino acids. The record is from RefSeq and is a predicted model, not a curated record.
AUGGCGUCGUCGGGGUCUGGUCCAGUCUGUGCCGCAGAUGGGAGUCUGGACUUUGGCGGCGCCGAACGGGAACGAAACCUUGUAGAACAAAUCCUCGCCGACGAUUAUGAGGGCCUGGAUCCGAUUGUACUACGGCAGAGUAUAUCAGCACUCAGGUCUCGUGGCGCACAUCGAUGUUGGCACAAGCAUUCGACUUUUUUGGAGCAUUUGCUGAGUGUGCACAAUAUACUGAGGCUUUGGGGCCAGGGUCGUACGAUUGGACGGGUUGGACUAUUCCAUUCGGCGUAUUCGAAUUCCUACGUGAAUCUGGCGCUUUUUGAUCCAGCAAUUGAACGAGGAAUGAUGAAAACUUUGAUUGGCGAAGAUGCGGAAGUCUUAGUACACCUGUUUUGUAUCAUUGAUCGUCAGCAAGUAGUUGUGAAUACGUUGUUGGCACAGGGCUUUAUACCAAAACAAGGCUUGACCGUUCCUCAUUUGCGGGACUCUUCGAAAAGCGUUUUCCUGAAUAGCGAGACGCUCCGUAUGCUAGUCGUGUUUACGAUGGCUGACAUUGCGGACCAGUACUUUGGCUGGCAGGAUACUUUAUUUGGAGGAGGUGGACAGGAAGGGAGCAUGAUUAUUCCUGGGAAAGACGAUGUAGCGCGUCAUGAUACGACGGCACUCUGGCCAGGAGUCUCUAAGCCGGGGUUGUGGAUGAGCUACUUGUCGCAGCUAGCGGAAGUUGCACGAACCUUCGUGCCAUCUACACAAGACGUCAAUCGGAGUGCCGACGAGGAUCGGACCGCGGACUUUCCUCCAGUCUUUGCAAAUGGCACCCAGUCACUUUCAGUAAGCGACGAAGUUGCUGCUAGGGAUUUUUACUGGUCAGUCGUAUCUGGCGAAGUCACUGAUAACGCAGAGGCAAUUGAGGUACUGCAGCUCUGUGUGAAAAUGAACCCAUGGGCGUUUGAACCACUCGUGAUUCUAGCCCAGAAGCACCUACACACCGGUAAUUUUGAUAGCGCUUUGAACACCACUUACCGAGCGCUAGAUCUUCAGCAUCAGUGGGGAACAGCUUGGGACAAACGUCUUUCGUUUGGUGCUUGGGUUGCGUGGACCCGUGUUUUGAUGCAGCGCGCUCGAGAUCGGCAAUCCUGGCCCACGAACUCAUGGGAUAUAAACAACCUCGGCUUGGUUCGUUGA